UGCCGGGCUUGUACGGAGCAUGCGUGGAAUCGUUAAUCGCGGUUGAGGGAUGUUUCUUUUGUUUUCGCUCAGAAAAUGGACUGACUGUGGUGAAUAUUGUAAAAUUACUUCACUGGAUAAUACAUGGGGAUUUGCGGACAAGAAACAGAAACUAAACAUCAUAUGAAAAUCUGACAGGAAGCAAGUGAUUUUAUCAUCGGCCUUUGAAAACCAGUUUCACAGGGUGUUAAAUGGAGAGGAUUUGUAGUUUGGAAACUGAAACCAAACACCACUUCUGGAUCUGAUGGAGUUGGACAAUUUACUUGAACCUCAAUAUCAUCGGGUUUUGAACAUGGAGGGAAUAAGCGCCGUUCACAGUGGGGAGAAACCGUACACAUGUUCUGCGUGUGGACGAGGCUUUAGCCAAUCAUCUGGCCUAUCAAGACACAAAUGCAGUCACACUGGAGAGAAACCAUGGAAAUGUGGGGACUGUGGGAAGGGAUACAGAUCCCCAUCAAAGCUGGAAACUCAUCGACGCAGUCACACAGGGGAGAGACCAUUCACCUGUUCCACAUGUGGGAAGGGACUAACUCAGUUAUCCAGCCUGCUGGCACACCAGCGAGUUCACACUGAUGAGAGACCAUUUACCUGCUCAGACUGUGGGAAGGGCUAUAAGAGUUCUGGGGACCUGAUCUGCCAUCAACGUCUUCACACCGAAGAGAGACCUUUCAGGUGCUCUCACUGUGGCACUGGCUUCAGGCGAUCAGCUCAUCUCAUUGUACAUCAGCGAGUUCACACUGGGGAGAAACCAUUCAUCUGCUCUGUAUGUGGAAAGGGAUUUACACAGACUUCCACCCUGCUGACACAUCAGCUAGUUCACACUGGGGAGAGACCAUUCACCUGCUCCACAUGUUGGAGAGGAUUCACAACCUCAUCCCACCUGUUGAGACACCAGCGAGUUCACAAGUAAUGACAGUGAUUGGAUUGUGGUGCUAAUCGCAUCCAGGACUAAAUCAUGUUUAUCAGAGUCUACGUCUGGAGAUGUUAUUAGACUUCAACCCUGUUACACAAGUUAAUAUUCUAGAUGAAGGUCAAAUAAACCAGCUUUCUGUGA
Molecule: messenger RNA, 1093 nt
Organism: Rhincodon typus (whale shark)
Lineage: Eukaryota; Metazoa; Chordata; Chondrichthyes; Orectolobiformes; Rhincodontidae
Product: zinc finger protein 239-like
Exons: 3
Coding region: 284-949 (221 amino acids)
Biological process (GO): regulation of transcription by RNA polymerase II; central nervous system development
Cellular component (GO): nucleus
Molecular function (GO): DNA-binding transcription factor activity, RNA polymerase II-specific; RNA polymerase II cis-regulatory region sequence-specific DNA binding
Source: RefSeq, a predicted model, not a curated record